AUGGCUCCAAAUGAUGGGUUGUCAUUGUUUUGUGAGCUACAAAAAGCUCGCCAGUGCUUGGUUUUGGAGACUGAUUUGCAUCUAAUAUAUUUAGUGACUCCUUACAGUGUCAGUAGUCAGUGGGGUAAUAUAGACUGGAUACAUAUGCUAACCCUCUGGGAAUCUCUAACAAAAGCUAUGAAGAGAGUUGGGGAAUUAGUUGGUGUACAGGAGAGUUUUAUAAUAAGAUGUUUAAGAGGUGGUAACAAGGCCAACAACAUACAGAACAAAAUAAAUAUACAUAAAAGAUUUUAUACAGCCCUGGCUUUGCAAGACUUGGUAAAUGAAGUUCCAUUGGCAGAAGUAGCAGCAAAGUUCCAGUGUGCUCGUGGCUUCCUACAGAGUCUGCAACAAGGAGCUGCGACUUUUGCAGGUAUGGUAACAGCUUUUUGUCAUCAGUUGGGGUGGAAAAAUAUGGAAAUGUUAAUAUCACAAUUUCAAGAUCGUUUACAUUUUGGAAUUCAUUCUGAACUGUUAGAGUUAAUGAAAUUGCCAUCACUGAAUGGUAUGAGGGCUCGAACACUUUUUGAUUCAGGUUUUGAAUCAAUUGCUAACAUAGCAUCAGCUGAUGCAAACACCAUAGAAAAUAUACUUCACAAGUCUGUACCGUUUCAAAGUGAAAAAGGGAGAGAAGAUGACGACUGUGACGAUAUACGUAAACGAAAUAAAAUAAAGAGUAUUUGGAUAACAGGAUAUUGUGGUAUCACAACCAAAGAGGCUGCUGAAAAUCUUAUUGCGGAAGCCAGAAGAUAUCUAUCUCUGGAAAUUGGUGUUACAGAAAUUAAAUGGGAUUCAAAAUCAACUUCUUCCAAUUUUACUAGUAGUGGUAAUAAUGUACAAACAAGCAAUAAGAUUGAUGAAAUUUUAAGUCCUUUAAAUAUAGGAUCUAGCGCGAAGUCUAAUAAUACACAAAACACCAUCAAAAGUAAUACUAUACAUUGUGAACAAAUCCUUGAUAAGGAAAAUGUUCCACUAAACAUGAGUACUAAUUCUAAAGCAGAACUAUCAAAUUGUGCUUUAACUUGUAGUGGCAAAAGAAACAAAACUUUAAAUUACAAAAGUAAAGGUGAAUUGUCAAAAACAAAAGCCAAUAUUUCAAAAGAAAUAAAUGAAACGAAUGAUAAUAUCAGUCCGUCUUUAUCAAACGAUAUAGUAUGGGACUCUCUGAACUUCACUGAAGCUGGUUUGGACAAUAUAUCUAAGUUGCGCACGUCUGAUAAAAUGUUCUCACCAAAUAUUAGUUUUGGUGAAAUUGAAGAUAAACCCGAGCAAGGAAAUAUUAUGAAUACGUCAGAUAUUUUGAAUUCAUCUAAACAUGUGUCUGCGAAAGACAUUAGCUUGUUCUCAUCAGAAGGAGACAACACGAGUUUGUUUGAGGAGAGUCUACCUUUAGACUUAAUAUCCAGUCACUUCCUCGAUAAAGGCGCUCCCAUGUCGCAGGACAACGCUUUACAUUACGAAAGCAUUAAUUCCAACACUAUUUUGAAUGCAUUCAAAACCACUUUAUUAGAGAACGAACGUAAUGAUGACGAUGAAAAUGAAGAUAUAAAAUUAGUCUACGAGGAUGAUAAAAUGACAGAGAAAGAAAAUGAGGAAAUCGAUAGCAAUCGUAUAGCACUUAAUUGCCAUCAAGUACACCCUAAUCUUGUGGCUCAUAAACGUAGACAGUCUACGAACAAAGAAAUACAACCAUUAGAGAAAAAGAAAAAAGUAGAUAUUUCGUCACAAGAUGAUAUGAAUGUCUCCCCUAAAUAUCAAAUUUGUGUUGUCCCAAAAAUAAAAAGUACGUUGUCAAAAGAUUUUCAGAUUGACUUCAAUCAAUGUUCAAUGGAUUGUUAUGUUUUAAGAGGAAACGAUAUCAUUGACAACUUACACAUAAUACAAAAUAUACAAACAGCGUCAAUUCACUUGCAUUUGAAAAAACAUAAUUUUGCCAGUAAUGAAAUAAUAGGAAGUAACAUAGUUAGUUUCCCUAAGUCAGUACGAAAAGUCGAAGAUAAAAGUGAAGAUUGCUCUAUUAAAGGGAUAGCCUUGUAUCUAAAUCAAGGAAUAAGUAUAUUCUUAGAUUUAACGACGUUAAAUAAUAUGCAAAUGGUAAAGAACAAAUUACGUAGCUGGUUUAAGAAGAAAAGUUUGAUAUUAAAAAUGUUUUGUUCGAAAACAGUGAACCUUUAUGUAAAACGAUGGCUUGACGUAAACUUAUCAACGAAGUCUAUCGAUAUAUCUUUAACAGAAUGGUUAAUAGACAGCAGCGAAAAAACAGCAGAUAUUGAAUAUCUAGUAAAAAAGUAUUGUGGGAUCGAUGUCACAAACGUGUUGUUCAAAGUCUCUAAUCUACCCAAAAAGUAUAAGAGUUUAGACUCCAUUGAAAGUUUGUGCUUGAGAACUUGUUUAUUGUGGAUGGUUGCUGAAAAACAGGAAAAAGCUUUAGAAGAGUCUCUUCAACCUGCACAAAACGUAAUAGAAAUCGAAAAUCAGGUCUCCAAGAUUCUGGCUAACUGUGAAUAUUACGGAAUCACUGUAGACAAAGAUCUCGCGUCACGACUUUUGAUUGAUGUAAGAAAUUCCCAAGAAAGUCUGGAAAAGAAGGCAUACAAACUUUGCGGAUAUCAUUUCAACUUUAACUCUUCGAAAGAUGUUGCUAAGGUUUUGGGUAUAUACAACGGCCGUAAAGUGAGCACUAAGAAAAGCGUGUUAACAUCGCACAACAGUCCCCUGUCAAGUACUGUUAUUUAUUGGAGGAAGCUUAAUUCUAUUUUGACGAAAACAUUGUACCCUCUCACGGAGAAGGCUUGCAUCUACAGUGAAGGAGACAGAAUAAAUCCCUCGUAUACAAUGUUCAGUUGCACGGGCCGGAUCAGUAUGCAUGAGCCCAACCUGCAGAAUGUGCCGCGAACAUUUUCAAUACCGUGCGAGUACUUGACGGUGCACUCAGCCGUAAGUGAUGACGUUGUGGAGUUCAACUGUAGAAACAUAUUCAAAUCCGCCCCUGGUUACGUCAUUGUGUCGGCGGACUAUUGUCAGUUGGAAAUGAGAAUUCUGACGCACUUCAGUCAAGACCAGGUGUUGAUGAAAAUUAUGAACUCGGAUAUGGAUGUUUUUAAAGCUAUUGCGGCGUCCUGGAGCAACGUGUCUGAAGAGGAGGUAGACGAUGAUCUCAGGCAAAAAGCCAAACAGCUUUGUUACGGAAUUAUUUAUGGAAUGGGUAACAAAACGUUGGGGCAACUGCUCGAUGUCACUGAAAUGGAGGCGGCAGUUUUCAUGGACUCCUUCUAUAAAACUUAUCCAGCCGUGAAGGUGUGCACUCAGUCCAUUAUCGAGGAGUGCAAGAAGCGAGGAUACAUCGAGACUCUCACUAGACGUAGACGAUACUUGCCUGAUAUAAACAGCAAUUCAGGAAUUAAGCGAAGUGCUGCCGAGCGUCAAGCUGUAAACACCACAAUUCAAGGAUCAGCGGCGGACAUAGCUAAAGCCGCUAUGUGUUCCAUAGACACCAAAAUGGAAUCAUUUGAUCCUAAACCUCGUUUGAUACUGCAGAUGCACGAUGAACUCAUAUAUGAAGUGCACGAGACCCACCAGCAGUACUUCAUAGGGAUUAUGAAACAAGUCAUGGAGGACACCGUCACUCUUAGAGUGCCCCUCCCUGUCAAAGUGAAGACUGGACUCACUUGGGGCUCCUUGAUAGAAAUCAAGUUUAAUGAAUCAUGA
Messenger RNA from Spodoptera littoralis (African cotton leafworm), 3747 nucleotides. The record is from the annotation of a GenBank genome assembly. NCBI's taxonomy places the organism in Eukaryota, Metazoa, Arthropoda, Insecta, Lepidoptera, Noctuidae.